CUCGCCUGACAGUUCAAUGACAGUUGCACUAGUAACAUUAGUUGCUUUUCUAUUAAUUUAAUAUUAACAUUUCCCAGCUAUGCAGCAAGCCACACACGCCGGAUUAGCUGCAUUCGCUCCGCUUACGAUUCGACAGUUUUUGAAACUCACGGUGCCCCCUUUGGUGGUGAGUUCACGGUGUCAUAGCGUGAUUCCGCCCCCACGAGACAGCGAUGAGAAAGAGAUGUUGGAUCGGAUGUUGCGAGUGGAUCACGCGGGUGAAUAUGGGGCCAACCGAAUCUACGCAGGACAAAUGUCAGUGUUGAGACGGUCUCAGAGCGGACCUCUAAUCCAGGAGAUGUGGAAUCAAGAAAAGAAGCACCUUGAGAGAUUUAAUGAAAUACUUGCUGAGAACAGAGUUCGCCCUACAGCGCUUCUUCCUCUUUGGAACAUUGCAGGAUUUGUUUUAGGAGCAUCUACUGCCUUACUGGGGAAAGAGGGGGCUAUGGCCUGCACUGUGGCUGUUGAAGAAAGCAUUACAGAACACUAUAACAGUCAGAUCAGAGCUCUCAUGGAGAAAGACCCAGAACGAUACACUGAACUCCUACAAGUAAUAAAGGAGUUCAGGGAUGAUGAAAUGGAGCACCAUGACACAGGAUUAGAGCAUGAUGCUGAAACUAUACCUGGAUACUGGCUUCUAAAAACUGCAAUACAGCUGGGCUGCAAAGUGGCAAUAUCUGUUUCUCAACGGAUCUAGUUACAAACUUUUUCUUUUGUGUAUAUGUUACGUCUCGAUCAGGUUGUGUUUUUAAAGACCGGUUGCAGUGGUUGUAGAUCUGAUCAUUAAAUUGCAGCCAUUGACGAUGUAUAA
This is a messenger RNA of Boleophthalmus pectinirostris (great blue-spotted mudskipper), 850 nucleotides long. RefSeq names its product coenzyme Q7 homolog, ubiquinone (yeast) (gene coq7). The record is from RefSeq and is a predicted model, not a curated record. Gene Ontology annotation, biological process: ubiquinone biosynthetic process; regulation of gene expression; determination of adult lifespan. NCBI's taxonomy places the organism in Eukaryota, Metazoa, Chordata, Actinopteri, Gobiiformes, Gobiidae. Gene Ontology annotation, molecular function: 3-demethoxyubiquinol 3-hydroxylase activity. Gene Ontology annotation, cellular component: nucleus; mitochondrial inner membrane. The coding region runs from base 80 to 736 and encodes 218 amino acids. The transcript is spliced from 6 exons.